Racocetra fulgida is the source of this 204-nucleotide messenger RNA. The record is from the annotation of a GenBank genome assembly. Lineage: Eukaryota; Fungi; Glomeromycota; Glomeromycetes; Diversisporales; Gigasporaceae.
CUUGUGCGAGAAAGUUAUAUGGUGAUGAAUGGAGAUCUAUGGUUAUGGAACUAAAUGCUUCUGACGAAAGAGGCAUAGAUGUUGUUCGUGAACAAAUUAAAAAUUAUGCCGGUACACGUAAAAUGUUUAGCGCCGGUUUCAAAUUAAUUAUUCUGGAUGAAGCUGAUGCAAUGACCCAACAAGCUCAAAAUGCGUUAAGAAGAG